AUGGACAUUCCCACAAGAUGGACUGUUGGUAACAGCUUGGUUCUUACUGUAUCCUUGUCCAGCAAAACCAAACAAAAGAAGAACGCAGAUUUGACAGCGAUCAUAGUCUUGGCUUUUGUUGAUUUAUUUGUCUUUUUGUUUCUGAUCACUGGGCUUUUCAUCGUAUCAUGGUUGCCAUUUUGGACACAAAUGGCGGUCGAUGAUGAUGAUUGA
Molecule: messenger RNA, 213 nt
Organism: Patella vulgata (common limpet)
Lineage: Eukaryota; Metazoa; Mollusca; Gastropoda; Patellidae
Exons: 4
Coding region: 1-213 (70 amino acids)
Source: RefSeq, a predicted model, not a curated record